This is a messenger RNA of Sorghum bicolor (sorghum), 1473 nucleotides long. RefSeq lists its product as uncharacterized. Lineage: Eukaryota; Viridiplantae; Streptophyta; Magnoliopsida; Poales; Poaceae. Bases 103 to 972 code for a protein of 289 amino acids. The record is from RefSeq and is a predicted model, not a curated record. The transcript has 10 exons.
CGUUUCCUGCCCGCGAAGCUGCAGUUCAGUCUCCACCACAAGUCUGCUUCUCGUAGCGUAGAGGGAGGCCAGGCCAGGGCAGGGCAGGGCCGGCGAGCGGGGAUGGCGGGCUCGGCCACGUACUCCGCGUCCGCUACCACCGUGGUGGCGAUGGCCAAGGGCAACGGCAACAGCAAGGGCGUCAGAGGCGGCGGCUCCGCGGGCACCAACAAGGUGACGCGGCCUCCUAGGAUUACAUCUAAUGUUAAGCAGAACUUGAGGAUUCUGAAAUUUUGGAAGGAAUUUGAAAGGAGGCAAACAAGUGGACCUCAGCCUGCUACUAGGUACCGUAAAAAGAAAGUGAUAAAAGAAGUGCUUCCUGAUGACACAGACUUCUACGAGGACGCUUCUUCCACUCUUCACUUGACAAAUGAGGGUUUGGAAAUUGCUUCACCAGUUAUUCUUGUGGAUGGCUACAAUGUAUGUGGCUACUGGGGAAAGCUUAAGAAGGAUUUCAUGAAUGGGAGACAAGAAAUUGCUAGACAAACGCUCAUUGAUGAGCUGGUAUCUUUCAGUGCAGUAAGAGAGGUAAAAGUUGUGGUGGUAUUUGAUGCUGCCAACUCAGGGCUUUCCACACAUAAGGAAACAUAUAAAGGGGUCGAUGUUGUAUAUUCUGCUGAUUUAUCUGCUGAUUCUUGGAUUGAGAAGGAGGUCGAAGCUUUGGUGGCUGAUGGCUGCCCGAAAGUGUGGGUAGUAACAUCUGAUGCACUGGAGCAACAGUUAGCACAUGGAGAAGGUGCUCUUAUCUGGAGCUCUAAAAGAUUGGUCAAAGAGUUAAAGGAAUCGGAAAAGGAACUCGAUCUAGAGCUGAAGGAAACCAGGUCGACGUCGUUGCAAGGAAAACUCCUGCAGCACAAGCUGAACCCAAAAGUAGUACACGCACUAAAAGGUCUUAGGAAUAAGCUCGAAGAACAAGAGCGGCGAAAGAAAUGACCACUAACUACUGGACCAUGGUUGACAACUGAAGAGGAAGAGAGCAGGUGUACAUAAGUGUGUGUGCGCGUGGACAUCAACUAACACUGGAGACUGGAUCCACUGACAGCGGAGAGAAGAAUUAAGUUCGAUGCAAGCACAAAGACCACUACAAGAAGUCGGAGAAGAGCAUCAGGAGUAUGCUAACAUCAUGUAAAUGAACUUGGUUUCCUUUUGGAUGCAGUCAUUUUUAUGUAGACACCGUCAGAGGCCUGUGCAAAUUAAAACCACGCAUGGUAUUGAUGCACCUUGUUGUUGGUAGCUGCUGACGUUCUGAGGCAUGUGGGCAGGUCCUAGGGAGUAGGGACAGAUAGAGAUGGAUUGCAAAUCCCAAUCACUGAAUCCUUGUAUAUUAUUACCUUUUAUUUUUUUAUGUACAUUGUUAUUGUCAUAACAGUCAAAUCCUUCCUGUACUGGUUCACCGCACCACAAACUAACAGUGGCAGGUCCAAUUCAAUUCAA